Molecule: messenger RNA, 2715 nt
Organism: Wallemia ichthyophaga EXF-994
Lineage: Eukaryota; Fungi; Basidiomycota; Wallemiomycetes; Wallemiales; Wallemiaceae
Exons: 3
Coding region: 1-2715 (904 amino acids)
Molecular function (GO): protein binding
Source: RefSeq, a predicted model, not a curated record
AUGUCUUCUAGUAGCAGCUCUGCGCCUAGGAUUCAAUCGCAGCCGCCGCCUAGCACUGAUGAAUUCACUUUCACAAAGAAACCACAGAAUAUCCAACCAGCACCGCCCAAAUCACAUUCUAUACCACCUGAUCAUAAUAUCCUCUCUACUCUUCAUUCUCAUAUUCUUUUUCACGGCUUUCUCGCCGGUGUGGGCUCCGAUGUGACGAUAAAGGUCGCCAAGUGGCACAGACAGUACAAGCUACACAAGAUUAUCCUCACUCAGUCCACCUUCUUCAAUUCUCUCUUCCACGGCUCUUUUGCCGAGACCUUAUCCAACGACAAGGCCAUUGAGCUCACCUUCGAUGAUCCAAACAUCACCCGCAGCGCUUUCGAGUACUGCCUCGGCUAUCUCUAUGGCCGUGCUUCUCCACUGCUUCUCCAAGAGAGACUCAAGCCUUCGCCACGCUACCCUCUCACUCCCUCAUACCCCACUUUCGAUAUAUCCACAGAUACCGAUCCAGCCCUCGAAGACGCCCAGGUCGCCACUCCCGAGUUUUGUAUGGCCUUGGUAGCUACCUCGAUUUACCUCGGCUGUCCAUCCAUCGCCAACAAGGCCAUUAGCUUCAUCCUCGCAAGCAUCAGCCCUGUGAAUAUCACAAAGUUCCUCCGUUUCGCUCUCGGUGAGGGUCUCGGUUGCGCCAGGUGCUGGUAUGACGGGGAGCAGCAUCCCGCUGUUGGGCUGGAGCAGCUCGGUCAGCCCAUCGAGAAAGGUCUCGACACCCACAUCGAAGCUGCCGAGUCGGAGCAGACGCACAGUGGUCUCGCUACUCCCCUCUCAGCUUCCCAAGAGACUGCCAUUGAUGGUCUGUCCAUCCACUCCACCUCGGAUGACGACGAUGCGUCUUACGAGUACUCUACCCCUUCUUUCCACUACGGUGCUGCGUCCGAUAAGAUCGGCGAGGCGUGCGUUUGUUGGCUGUCGCGUUGGGCUCUGGACAUGAUAGAGAUCGAGGACAUACUAGUGACCGAGUCGGGCGACAUCAAGCACCCCAGCGGCUCCAUUCCUUUCGCUACGUGGUCCUUAGCAGGCAUACCAGCACGUUACAUCCGCGCUGUCGUGUCCUCCGAUGCGCUCUUCGUCCCUGGUGCCGAAUGGCAGCGGUACAAGCUAGCUGCGCGCAUAGUCGAGCUGCGUCGACGCCAAAACAAGGGUGCGCUGUCGUAUGCGGACGAAUGCGAAUUCGACACUAUGUUCGCAGAUGGUAUCUACUACACCCACAUGACUUUCGAGCAGCUCGCCGCUAUUCAGAAGGAGGUGUCACCUACUACCGCACGCCCUUACGUCCCUAUUCGUAUCCUUCAGCAGGCGCUCUGGGCGCAUUGUGAGCUGCGCAACUCGAUCGAAGCAUUCGCUCUAAGUGGUGCAGGCGCGGACAGAGAUUGCGACCUCGGUUUGACGUACAGCUCGUGGGAGAUUCGCGAGAAAAUUCGCACUAAGGAGGGCAAAGCUUGGUCAGAACGGCGUUUCUUUCCCGUGAACAAGGACAGUACAGACCGACUGGGUGAUGCAGCGUCUAUGUACAGCAGCAACGACGAGCUGAACAGAUAUUCACCGCCGAGCCAAAACCGCAACCAGAACCACGCACAGAGAGAAGAGAGUGAGAAUGACGAAGAUGCAUCGGGGCUUGCGGCAUCUACACACGACCCACUCGCCGGUGCAUCUCCAGGUUCGCAGCGUCGUCCGCACAGCGAAGCGGAGCUAUUCGGUUUGCAGAAGACGCACAGGAACGGUGGAGAAAUAGCGCGGCAGAUAGAGGCCGACUGCUUGAAUUCGGGUGAAGGCGAAGGUGGAGACUCGGCAUCGCUCGCUAGUUCAUCACCUACAGCCAGACGCGCCCAGGAGGAUAAGUGGUCCCUUGUUGAGCCCCUCCGCUUUGCCGUUGAGUAUUGGAUCAAAUCGGAGCUCGCGGCGCGGGAGAAGACCUUCUCGCAUGCUGUCUUCUACGCGGGUAGCUACAUCAAUACGUACAUACAGAUCAAUGAGCAGAAACAUAAACAUGGUAAUCAGCUGGGUAUUUACGUUCAUCGCCAGUCUAUGCAUGAACCUUUGCCUUAUGCGUCGUCACCGCCUUCGUCGCAUGGCAACAAUACUGCUUCUCCGCUGCUGUGUAGUGGUGGUGGGAGUGGUGGUGGCUAUAAUGGUAACGUACCUGUACCGCUUUCCCCCGUACCCACGAUGGAUACUCUCCUCAGAGUGAACAGUGCUGGGAGCGACGAUUCGAAUGGGUCGAACAAUCCACCUGCACAACCACAGCCACAGCCUCAGCCUCAAACUCAGACGCAGUAUCACACCCGCAACCACUCACACUCACAACCACACUCACAUCCAUACUCACAUCCAUACUCACACACUCACUCCCACUCACCACCCACCGAUACUGCCAAAGUCGGUCCAGGGAAGCAUUCAGGCAGUCAGAACGUGCCACACGCAGCGUACAAAGACCCACGCAAAACGCUGCGCGCUUUCUUCACUGUACAAUGCUCAUCCGGUAACGGCACGGCUUUUACAAAAUUCAAUAGCGCUCCUGAUAGCUUCACCACGUCACAGUCAUGGGGAUGGAAAUCUUCCGUACAGAGAUCGUCUGAGUAUCUUGCAAAUCAUGCAAUAGGUCCUGACGAGCAGCUGGGCGGCUUGAAUUCACUCAGAGCUGUUGUUACUGUGGGGCUGGUUUGA